ACGCACGAAUUUAUAUCGCUAUAAGCCGUUCUGCUGUUCAUAGCGUUCGUAUCGAAGAUGGCAAGAACUAAGCAAACUGCUCGCAAGUCCACUGGAGGCAAGGCUCCUCGUAAACAAUUGGCGACAAAAGCGGCGCGUAAGAGUGCGCCCGCAACUGGUGGAGUAAAGAAGCCGCAUCGUUACCGUCCUGGUACAGUGGCACUUCGUGAAAUUCGUCGUUAUCAGAAAAGCACGGAAUUAUUAAUCCGUAAACUUCCGUUCCAACGGUUGGUACGUGAAAUCGCUCAGGAUUUCAAGACUGAUCUCCGUUUCCAAAGCUCAGCUGUUAUGGCUUUGCAGGAGGCAAGCGAGGCUUAUCUCGUAGGCUUGUUUGAAGAUACUAACCUUUGCGCGAUUCACGCCAAAAGGGUUACCAUCAUGCCUAAAGAUAUUCAAUUGGCACGUAGAAUUCGUGGAGAACGUGCUUGAAAUUAUUAUACUUUCUAAACGGCCCUUUUUAGGGCCAAAAGUUCUUUUACGUGGAAUGUUUAUUGGUCUUCCACGAUAGUUUCACUUAUUACAACUUUACAAUUUUCAAGAAUCAUGUGAAUCUAGUCUCAAGUCUUCAUUUAAAUCUUUCAUAAUUUCCAUAAAAAUUAAUUUUUAUUUCGUUGUUUUAUACAUCAAUAAUGUAAUCGAUAUUCGAUCUUUUAAUAAAAUUUGUGAAUACUGAAAA
Molecule: messenger RNA, 715 nt
Organism: Linepithema humile (Argentine ant)
Lineage: Eukaryota; Metazoa; Arthropoda; Insecta; Hymenoptera; Formicidae
Product: histone H3
Cellular component (GO): nucleosome
Molecular function (GO): DNA binding; structural constituent of chromatin; protein heterodimerization activity
Source: RefSeq, a predicted model, not a curated record